UGUGGCUGUAGAUUCACAAAGAGAGAUGGAUUACUUGGUUUUGAUCCUGUGUUUGCACCUCCUCUGGGGCUUGUACCAAGCUCUCUCUUACGUCGCCAGGGGUGGCCGAAGAGCUCGGCCCUCCAACCUCCCCCCAGGUCCACGGCCUCUUCCGAUCAUUGGCAACCUCCUCCAGCUCGGAGACCUUCCCCACAAGUCCCUCGCCAACCUCGCUCAAGCUUACGGCCCCAUCAUCAAACUGGAACUCGGCUUUGUGACCACGGUGGUGAUCUCUUCACCCGCGCUCGCCAAAGAAAUCCUCCAAACCCACGAUGCGGUCUUCUCGAAUCGCAUGGUUCCUGAUUGCGUCAUGGCCCAUGACCAUGACAAACUAAGCCUGGCCUGGGCACCCGUAUCUCCUUUCUUCCGAUACCUGAGAAAAAUAUACAACUCGCAUAUUUUCUCCAGCAAGAAACUCGAUUUGAACCAACACGUGCGCAGCAAGAAAGUGCAAGAGCUGGUCAGCUUUGUUAGGAAAUACGCGUGCGCUGGCGAGGCGGUGAAUAUCAGCGAGGCAGCUUUUAGGACCAGCCUUAACGUGCUAUCGAGCACGAUUUUCUCUUUGGACACGAUGGAACCGUUGACUCCAGCCAGAGAGCUGAAGGACGUGGUGUGGCAAAUCAUGGUAGAGGUUGGAAAGCCUAACCUGGCAGAUUACUUUCCCGUGCUCAAGAAGAUUGGCCCCCGUGGUCCGAAGCAUCGCCUCGAAGCACAUUUCAAGAAGAUUUUCGACAUCUUUGACGACCUGAUCCAGAGAAGGUUGCAGCUGAGGAUGGAUACUGGCUCGAUUAAGUAUAACGAUGUUUUGGAUAAUCUUCUUGAUUUAGUGGAAGAUGAAAAUGAGACCCUGGACAUGUCCUUAGUCAAGCAUCUACUACUGGACAUAUUCUCUGCCGGUAGCGAAACCACUGCGAGUACUCUGGAGUGGGCGAUGACAGAACUACUUCGCAACCCAGAAAAGCUAUCAACAGCCCAAGCCGAGCUCCAUCAAGUCAUUGGCAAAGGCAAGCAGAUUGAAGAGGCCGAUAUCUCUCGCUUACCCUACUUACAAGCUAUCGUGAAGGAGAAUUUCCGACUUCACCCGUCAGCUCCUCUCCUUGUUCCUCGGAAAUCCGGAGAAGAUUUCAUUGCAGGCGGUUUCACAAUUCCAAAGGGUGCACAAAUCCUCGUCAAUGUAUGGGCGAUCGGUCGAGAUCCUAGCGUCUGGGAUGAUCCAGAAAAGUUCAUGCCCGAAAGGUUUCUUGGAUCCAAUAUCGAUGUCAGGGGACAAAACUUCGAGCUCCUACCUUUUGGUGGCGGCAGGCGGAUUUGCCCGGGAUUGCCAUUGGUCAUGAGAAUGUUGCCUUUGACGCUCGGUUCACUCAUCAAUAUUUUCAAUUGGAGGCUCGAAGAUGGUGUUACCCCAGAGAACAUGAACAUGGAAGACAAGUUCGGAAUAGCCAUCCAAAAGGCUGAAUCUCUAAAAGCUGUGGCCAUUCCUAUAUGAAAGAAGAAAAAGAAAUGCAUGUUGGGGUUACAUUCUACGUAAUUAUGAUAUAUUACGUUCGUCAUGGUCUAUUCAUAGAAAAAAGAGUAUAAAAUAUUUUUGGUAAAAUGGAUAAAUUCUCUUGAAUUUAGAUCCGGCAAAACUAUGAUAUUAGUGAAUAUAAUUUCCAGUUUCCAUGGUGAUAAAAAAAAUAAUGGUGUGUGAUGAUGGUGAAUUUAAUAGAA
Molecule: messenger RNA, 1749 nt
Organism: Eucalyptus grandis
Lineage: Eukaryota; Viridiplantae; Streptophyta; Magnoliopsida; Myrtales; Myrtaceae
Product: geraniol 8-hydroxylase-like
Exons: 2
Coding region: 26-1525 (499 amino acids)
Molecular function (GO): heme binding; iron ion binding; oxidoreductase activity, acting on paired donors, with incorporation or reduction of molecular oxygen
Source: RefSeq, a predicted model, not a curated record